UGAAUAACUAAUCAAAUCCAGCUGUGUCGCUCAGUUCUCUGCAGAGCUCAGUGUGUUUCUUACUCACCUUCAGGAUGAAGGUGUGUGUCCUCCUCGCGUGUGUGUGGCUUCUCUGCUGGAGGUCGGAGGCUCAGUCCAGCUCGUAUCUGAUAACGGCACCUCUAUCGCUCCGCCUGGACGCCGUGGAGACCGUGGUGGUGCAGCUGUUUGGUUUUACAGGUGAAGUCACCGUCUACCUGUUCCUGAAGACAUCAAUGGCUCCGAGUCACCAGGUUCUGGCUCGGGAGGUCGUGACCCUCAAUGCACAAAAUAACCACCAGGCUGAAGCCAAAGUCCGGCUGUACCCAAACCAGCUGGACAAGAGUGCAGAUCAUGUGAUUCUCCAUGUGCAGUCAGACGUGAUCAAUCAGCACCAGUCUGUGCCCAUCAGUCGCACCAAUGGCUUCCUGUUCAUCCAAACCGACAAACCGCUGUACACGCCGCGUCAGAGCGUCAAAGUGAGGGCGUUCUCCUUGAACCAGGAGCUGAGACCGGCUAAUCGCAGCGUCUACCUGACAUUUAAGGACCCGGACUAUACAACAGUGGACAUUGUGGAGAUGGUCGAUGUGAACAAUGGAAUCCCAUCUCUGCAAAACCCCUUUAAGAUCCCCGUCAACCCAAAGUUGGGCAUCUGGUCCAUUGAAGCUUCUUACUCCAAGGAUUUCACCACAACAGCAACCACCGACUUUGAAGUUAGAGAAUAUGUUCUUCCCAGUUUCUCCAUCCAAGUGGAACCAGAAGCAAAUUACAUCAGUCACAAUUCAUUCACCAGUUUCAACUUCAAGGUUUCAGCCAGGUAUCUCCACGGCGCUCCGGUGGUUGAUGGUGACGUGUUUCUGCGCUACGGCUAUGUUAGUGGGAAAAGUCCUCCAGUUAUCAUCCCAAACUCUAUCACCAGAGAAAGUUUGUCCUCAGCGGGUGACGUGGAUGUGAAUGUUAAUAUGCAGAAGGUUCUGUCUGAAUACAAUGGACCAAAAGACCUCAACAGCCUGCUGGGGAAGUACCUGUACAUAGCUGUACUGGUGGAAGAGAGCACAGGUGGUAUUACUCAGGAGACCGAGUUUGCUGCAGUGAAGUUUGUCAAAUCACCUUACAGCCUGAGCCUGGUGUCCACGCCCCCCUUCCUCAAACCUGGACUGCCUUAUAACAUCCAGGUGCAGGUGAAGGAUCACCUGGACAAGCCAGUGAGAGGUGUUCAGGUCAGUCUGGUGGAGAAUGAGCUGCUCAGACAGGGGAGGGACCUCGAGGCCAUGUCCUGCACCGACAGCUCCACCAGCGAAUCAAACGGCCUCACUUUCUUCAUCUGCAACACACCUCGUGAUGGAGUCAGGGCUGUUCUCAAGUUUCAGACGGAUGACUCCACCCUCCCAGCAGCCAGUCAGAGCAGUCUGACUCUGACGGCGGUCGCUUAUUACUCGCCAAACCAACGUUAUCUCUACAUCGACGCCCCGCUGAUGGGUCCCGGCCUCCAGGUGGGACGACCAGCGCGUCUCAGCGUGUACUCGGCCACGCCCUCCUACAUUCCCAUCACAACCAUCAGCUACCUGGUGAUCUCUAAAGGGAAGGUGGUGGAUUUUGGCAGCCAGAAGUUUCUCUCCAACGCUGCCAACAAACAGAGCCUGAGCUUUCAGGUGACGCCCGCCAUGGUGCCGUCCAUCAGGCUGCUGGUCUACUACAUCCUGUUUGGAGAGGGGACGUUCGAGCUGGUGGCUGACUCCGUGUGGCUGGCCGUCGAAGACAGAUGCAUCAGUGGGCUCCAGACUGACAUGUCUCUGGGUAAGCAGUACUACAAGCCCAAGGAACAACUCCAGCUGGAUGUGAGGGCCAAUCAGGAUGGCCUGGUGGCUCUGUCUGCUGUCGACGCCGCCAUCUUUACCCUACGACCCAACUACCGAGACCCUGUUUCCAUGGUUCUUCGUCACAUCGAGCAGAGCGACCUGGGCUGCGGUGGAGGCGGCGGUAAAGACAGCGCUGAUGUUUUCCGUCUGGCCGGCCUCACCUUCAUCACCAACGCCAACACGGCCCCCUCGACCAGCAAUGAGGCGUGCACAGCUGUCGUGCGUGCAAAGCGAGCUCUGACCGAAGAGGAGAAAACAGAGAAAGCGGAAAGAUAUGGUAAUUUCAAACUGUGCUGUGAAAAGGGGAUGAGGUGGGCUCCAACGUAUACAAGCUGCCUUGAUGAAGCUAUGGUAUUUGUCCACAAGCACAAGAAACUCUUCAAACAUCAGAGACAAAGUCAACGCUGCGUAACGGUCUACAAAGAAUGCUGUGAGCAUCUCCUGAGGAGCAUCAACCAAGGCAGCGUCAUUGCACGUAAUGAAAUGGGUGCAGACUUUGGCCUCGCUCCUUCUCUGGUGCGGAGCUACUUUCCAGAGAGCUGGAUGUGGGAGGUGCAGCGGAUCAGUUCAGGGCGGCUGGCGGUCAGCAGGACUCUGCCGGACUCUAUCACCACGUGGCAGAUAAAGGCCGUCGGCAUGUUCAAGAACGGUAUGUGCGUGGCAGAUCCCGUCCAGGUGUCGGUCAGUCUGCCGCUCAGCGUGGACAUCCCGCUGCCCUAUCAGGUGGUCAGAGGAGAGCAGCUGGAGCUGAAGGGGUCCGUGUACAACCAGCUGCCCGACCACGUUACGUACUGCGUGACGCUGACAGUCGGCCCGGCGAUCUGCCUGCUCAAGUCUCAGCCUGUGAUUGGGCAGGCAGGGCUUCGCUCUACAGCAUGCACAUGGAACGACAUACCAAGAAAAGGGGUGGAAACAGUGACCUUCACCCUGCUGGGACUGGAACCUGGAGAGCACACCCUGACCUUCACCCUGAAAACACCCGACCGUCGGGCAGACAUCGUGGAGAAGAAGCUGCGUGUGGUGGUACGUACGGACGAACAGAAACACAAAUCGGGAUUUGAACCCGGGCCUCCCAGUCUGAGAAUGGAUGCUCAUCUCACUGAGCUAAAACACAGCUCAGCCCAGCAAGGAAAAUCAAUUAGAGACCCGAUCCUGCAGCUUCAGAUCCACGAGGACAGUAUUAGUUCUGCCGUAGCCUACAUUUCCCAGCAUGCCCUGAGUGUGAAGAGUGUUUACGUACGUGCAGUGGCGACCUAUGCGCUGACCCUUCAUGACCCCAACAGCAUGAUAUCCUUCCAGCUCAUCAGCAGCCUGGAGAAGCUGGCACGGCAAAAAGGUAAUCCUGCUGUACUCAGGUACUGGCAGGAGGCCAGUGUGACAUCUGACUGGCUGAAGCCCGACCAAUCUAGCGGUGUGACGGUGGAGAUGACGGCGUACGUCCUACUGACUAUGCUGGUUAAGGGGAGGAUCUCAUAUGUGAAACCCAUCCUGUCCUGGCUGACCCAGGAUCAGCACUACGGUGAAGGUUUCUACUCUGUGCAGGACACCUUCUUGACUCUGGAGGCAUUAACGGAGUACAGCAGAGUUGUCUCUCGAGCCGCCCUCAGUCAGGACAUCAGCAUCCGCUACAGAACCAAAGGAAUUCUGGGACAAAUCCAGCUGAGCCAGAGUCGACCCGUGGCCUCACCCUUCCAGGUAACAAAGAAUGAUGACAUCACCGUGUCCACAGGUUAUGGUCGCGGCGUGUCCAAUGUGAAGAUGAAGACGGUGUACUAUCAGACCGUGGCGUCCGCACAGGCCACGUGUAACUUUGACCUCACAAUUGAGGUGGUCAUGCCUGAAACCAAUCCAAGAAUACGAACUCCUACCCUGGUGGCCUGUGUAAAGUAUAAACCUCCUCCUAACGAGGUGUUCACCGAGUCCAGUCUGACCGUGAUGAAGAUCCAGCUGCCCACAGGUGUGGACGCGUACCUGGAGGACCUGAAGCAGUGUCACUUCCUGUCUGGCCCCCAGGUUCCCUCAGACAUGUUUCUGUGCGUGGGCUUUCGGAUUAGGACCACGUUUACGGUGACCGGAGCCACCAAGUCCUUGCUCAGUGUCAGCGAGCCCCAGGACAGAGGCAGUUUGUGCACAAAGCAGUUCUCCUACGAGCAGCAGAAGCUGCAGCGCCUCUGUCUGGGCGAACAGUGUCAGUGCAUGACAGCGGCGUGCGCCACCUACAGAGGAGACGUGGACGUGACGCUCACAGCAGACAAACGAACCAACGAGACGUGUCAGCCUCACAUCAAAUACGGUGAGCCGAGCGACGUCCGCAACAAAACGCCACGUUUACACCCCAGCUCCGCCCCAGAGCCUCGUGCAGGUGGAGCUUCAGAGUUCAAUUCAUCUUUAUUUAUACAGCCCCAA
Molecule: messenger RNA, 4283 nt
Organism: Neolamprologus brichardi
Lineage: Eukaryota; Metazoa; Chordata; Actinopteri; Cichliformes; Cichlidae
Source: RefSeq, a predicted model, not a curated record